AUGCCAUUAAGUCAAAAUAUGAGUAUGACUGAACUUUCUCGUUUCAGGACGAGAAUAUGUGAGAGAAAGGCUUUACAUGGAGUAUGCGAGCUUGAUGAGAGAUGCCCUUUUUCACAUUGUCUUUCCUGGCAUCGUAGAAAUCCUUAUGAAUAUGCUUACAGACCAAAUUUAUGUCCUAAUGUGGUCUUCCAGAAUGAGAAUAAAAAAAUGCGUGUUAAGAAUUAUUGCCAAAGAGGCAGAAUGUGUAUGUUUUCUCAUACAAAAGAAGAGCAAAUGUACCAUGUUUUAGUAUAUAAAACUCAAUUAUGUCGCGAAUAUCCACUAUGUACAAAGCAUUAUUGUCCAUUUGCUCAUGGCUUAGAUGAGUUAAGAAAUCCAGAAACUAUAGAAUUCGAUCCAGUUCAAGGACCAGAAGUAAUUGAACGUCAAAGACUAGUUCAUGAUUGCAAUAAAUUUAACGAAAUUGAUUUAUCCGAAGAUUUGAAUGAUCCAAUAAUUAUAAAGAAUAAGGAAACUACUAUAAAUAACAAUUCAAUUUCCUCAGUAUCUCCAUCAAAUUCUCCAUUACAUUCUAACAUGGCCGUCUCAAACUUGGCUCCCAUAAUGGACCCAACAACGAGGAAUCCAAACAGUAAAUAUUCCAUAAAGAACAAAUCUCAAACAUCUUCAAGCACAAACAACUCACCUAAAAAGAAUGGUAGAGGAAAUGGUUUUAAUAACAAAGCCAGCUCUAAUAAUCAAAAUAGACAAUUUUUAAGUAAUGAACUAUUAAAAGGAGAGUUGACACCAGUUAACAACACAAAUGAAUUACCUGUUACACCAUCGACAGGAUGUGAUACUCCUACACAUUCUCAAAAUCAUGUUGUUACGACCGGGCUUAAAAAUGAUACUCGUAAAGCUGUUAAUAGAGAUUUUCAAAGAAAAGAAGUUGAUAGGAUUACAUGUUCUCCAAAUCCAAGAAGUGCGUUUCCUAAAGUACUAGAUGGAGACGACAUUGUACAUGCGAGAGACAAUGUAAAUAUUCCUCCACCUCCUUAUAAUGCAAUAGGUUUAAACUUUCCAUGUAAUGAAGGACUCAAUGAUAAUACAGAUCCAUCGUCUCUAUUACCAAACUAUGAUUUUGGAAGAUUUGCAUGGAGUGGCUAUUAUGAUAAAAAUAAGAAUUUAUUAAGUGGUAGGCUAAUAGAUUACGAGAAGAACAAAUUGGUUCAGCAGGAACCUAUAUGUAAUAUAGAUGAUUAUGGAAAUGGGACAAGUGUUGAACAGAUGUCUUAUUUAAUGCACCUACAGCUACUUUCAUUGUCAGACUCUUCAGAAAAGUUACUAGAGACAAAUAACAAUGACUCUGAUUGGAGUUUAUCAAAUCCUGCUUUCGGAGUUACAGGGAUUUACAAUACUCAACAAAAUAGAGAUUCAAACACAUGUCUUAAUCAAUGCAACUUUUCUGGAGAUUUAAAUUCAAGUUCUAUUCCUUUGGCAUCUCACCAAGAUUCAAUUAGAUGUCAGAAUGAAGUUAAAAUUACUCCAAAUUCUCAACUUUUUCUAUCAAAUAACUACUUUGAUGAUUAUGAGUUUGAUUUUAUUGAUAAUAUUCCUAGUCAUGAUAAAAUGGGAAUAAGGGAUGUUAAUAAUUUAUACAAUAGAUCAGAUGUUAAUAACUUAAAGAUUGAUGCUGCAAAUAACUCUUGGAAUCUAUUUCAUCCAAGUUUACUUGGUUCAAAUGGUAGGGAUGGAGAUUUUUGGACUGAAGGAAAGUGA
Messenger RNA from Cryptosporidium ubiquitum, 1758 nucleotides. RefSeq names its product RNA binding domain-containing protein. NCBI's taxonomy places the organism in Eukaryota, Apicomplexa, Conoidasida, Eucoccidiorida, Cryptosporidiidae. The record is from RefSeq and is a predicted model, not a curated record. Gene Ontology annotation, molecular function: metal ion binding. The transcript has a single exon. The coding region runs from base 1 to 1758 and encodes 585 amino acids.